AUAUAUUUUUUGGUGCAAUUUGGCCGGGACUGGGUUUGAACCCGCUGGCGCCCUACCCACUGAGCCACAGGCACUGCCCUUGUUCAACCUCUUAAGGAAGCAGCUUUUCUUGGGUGGAGGGGGGGAAACCUUUGUUAUCAUUAUUUCUAUAGUUUUGUUUUGUGGAUUUUUUUUUGAGACAGAGUUUCACUUGGUUGCCUUUGGUAGAGUACUAUGGCGUCACAGCUCACAGCAACCUCCAACUCUUGGGCUUAAGCGAUUCUCUUGCCUCAGCCUCUCGAGUAGCUGGGACUACAGGCGCCUGCCACAAUGCCUGGCUACUUUUUGUUGCAGUUGUCACUGCUGUUGUAGCUGGCUGGUGCUGGGUUUGAACCCGCCACGCUUGGUAUAUGGGGCCGGCGCCCUACCCACUUGAGCCACAGGCGCUGCCUGUGGAUUUUUUUUAUCUAUAUGACUUCUUUUUUUUUUUUUGUGUGUGGUUUUUGGCCGGGGCUGGGUUUGAACCCGCCACCUCUGGCAUAUGGGACCAGCGCCCUACUCCUUGAGCCACAGGCGCCGCCCUAUAUGACUUCUUUUUACUUACUCUUGUUUUUCUAGCUUCUUAGGAACCUUACUUAGGUCAUUGAUGUUAAGAUCUUUUUUAUUUUCUAAUAUAGCACCUAAAGCUAUCAUUUCUCCUCUAAACAUUGCUUUAGCUAUAUUAGAUACAUACGUUUUGAUAUGUUGAAUUUUUUUUUUUUAGACAGAGCCUCAAGCUGUCACCCUGGGUAGAGUGCUGUGACAUCACAGCUCACAGCAACCUCCAACUCCUGGACUCAAGGGACUCUCCUGCCUCUGCCUCCCAAGUAGCUGGGAUUACAGGCGCCUGCCACAAUGCCUGGCUAUUUUUUGGUUGCAGCCAUCUUUGUUCAGUGGGCCCAGGCUGGAUUCAAACCUGCCAGCUCAGGUAUAUGUGGCCAGCACCUUAGCCGCUUGAGCCGCAGGCACCUAGCUGAUAGGUUGAGUUUUCAUAAUCAUUUGGCUUGAAAGAUUUCAAUUUCCUUUGUAAUUACUACUUUGAUGCAUGAGUUAAUUCAGAAUUGUGUUGUUUAAUUUUUAAAUAUUUUGGGAGGAUUCUGGAUUUUUUUUUUUUUUUUUUUGAGAUAGAGUUUCACUCUGUCACCCUGGGUAGAGUGCCAUGGCAUCAUAGCUCACAGAAACCUCAAACUCCCGGGUUCCAGUGGUCCUCUACCCUCAGCCUCCCAAGAAGCUGGGACUAUAGGUGCUCACCAUCACACCCGGCUAGUUUUUCUAUUUUUAGUAGAGACAGAGUCUUGCUCUUGCUCAGGCUGGUCUCAAACUCUUGAUCUCAAGCAAUCUGCCCACCUCAGCCUCCCAAAGUCCUAGGAUUACAGGAUAUCUUACUAUUAUUGAUUUCUCACUUUAUUCCUUUGUCAUCAGAUAAUAUACUUUAUAAGGUUCAAAUUUUCAAUAGCUGUUGGGACUUGUUUUAUGACCUUUCACAUAGACUAUAACAUUCUGAUUAUAACAAUUUUGUUUUAUGACCUUUCACAUAGACUAUAACAUUCUGAUUAUAACAAUUUUGUCAAAAUUACAUUGUAGGGUAAGUUGUUUAGCAUAUAAAUUACUUCUCAAUAAACAUGUUAAAAGUUAUAUUGCAAAGGGCCUUUUUGCAUAAAAACAAACAAGAACACUGAAGGAGAAUGGCAUUUGAAUUUCAUUCAACAAAAUUGCCCCUGACCCCCUUCUUGGAGCCUGAUACAAUGGUAAUCUUCAGUGAAGUUAGAAGCAAUAAUUCCUUUAUGGCUUAAAUCUCCAUAGGCUUCUGGGAUGUCCUGGAGGACCAUCUUUGCCUUCUCUCUAUCCCUGCCACUACUCCAGGGUCUUUGCACAGGCCAUUCUUUUGUCCUAAAAUGCUCUCCUUUCUGAUGUUGUCAUGGCUCCCUCAUUCAUUUCCUUCAGAACUUUGCUCAAGUCUUCCCUUCUCACUCACAUUGCCAUCCUGGGCCCCAAACCUGCUCUAUAUUUUCCAUCACAUUUAACACCUUCUAAUCACUACAAUGUUAAUUUAUCACAUUUGUUGUUUAUUUUCUCUCUCCCCUUGUGAGAACAUCACCACCCCAAGCAGAGCCUGGUACACAGUGGGUCCUCGAUAUGUGCUUUUUAGAUGAAUUAAUAAUAGAAUGAAUGAAUGAAUGCCUCUUGGCCCAGGGGUGUAACUCCCAGAAUUGCCAACUUGCUGUGAGACCAUGGGCUGUGCCUCAGUUUCCCCAGAUAUAGAAAUGGGGCCAUGUACCUAUGACCCCUCCUGGCCCUCCUGCUGUGAGGCUGUGGGUGUUGUGUUUGCAGUUCUGGCUCCUAGGGGACCUGCUCUGCUGACACUGAAUUCUUUCCUGGAUCAUCCAGCCACCUGGCCGACACUUGAUCCUGGCCCCACUUCCAGGCCAGUGUCCGGCCAACCUGCCUGGCUCAGGCCAGGGCCCCAAGACUCCUGGUGACGGACAAGAGGCCGUCUGUGUGGUUGUGGCUGUGGGAGGGUGUGGUGAAGCCAGGGCUCUGCCAUCACAGGCAGAGGCUGUGAAGGUUGGUGACUCUGCCUGGGCCUGUGGCUGCCAGAGUUGCAGUGGCUGAGGAGACAGCACCAGGGCCCUGGGCUCUACCUGUGGUCCUGUAUGUGCUCUCCAUGGGGACCCUUGGCUGCAACCCUGUUCCACGGCUGACCACAGUGCCUCUGGGCCGGCGAGUGACAGAGGGCCAGAUUCUGGAGACCGACCUGAGGAAGUCCUGCAGGACAUCUACACUGGAGAAUGGCUCCGGGCCAGGCUUGUACAUCCUGCCGUCCACUGUGGGUUAUGUCAACCACGACUACACCAGGGUGGCCAGUCCUGCCUACUCGCUUGUUCGGAGGCCCAAUGAGGCCCCUCCGCAGGAUGCCAGCCCGGGGCCGGUCUACUUCCUGGACCCAAAGGUUACCCGCUUUGGCCGCAGCUGCACCCCUGCCUACUCCAUGCAGGGCCGGGGCAAGAGUCGGGGUCUGGAGGUGACACCAGGCCCUGGGGCCUACAGCCCAGAGAAGGUGCCCCCUGUGCAUCAUCGGACUGCUCCAGCUUUCACCCUGGGCUCCCGCCUCCGCCCGAAGCCCCUGGACACCUCAGUCCCUGCCCCCAAUGCCUACACCAUGCCCCCUCUCUGGGGCUCUCAGAUCUUCACCAAGCCCAGCAGCCCCAGCUACACAGUGGUGGGCCGCACGCCCCCUGCCCGUCCCCCGCAGGAUCCUGCUAAGAUACCCGGGCCAGGCCAGUACAACAGCCCAGACCCCGAUACCUACCGUCAGCGCCAGCCUGCCUUCACCAUGCUGGGGCGGCCACGUGCCCCACGGCCCCUGCAGGAGACACCUGGCCCUGGUACCCACAGCCCUGAGCAGGUCACAGUGAACAAAGCCAGGGCGCCAGCGUACACCAUGGGCAUCCGCCACUGGAAACGGGCCUCUACCAUGGCUGCUGCCACCACACCCUGAUGGCCUGUGGGGUGCAGGCUGCCCAGCUGCCCCUCCUGGGCUAGGCCUCAAUUUCCUGUGCUGUGAAGGGGGUAUGGGACAGGCCUCUCCUGGGUCCUGACUUUGGCUGGAGGGCCUCAGAGAAGUUAGCAGGGCACGCUUUCUGAAUGGUCUGAGGUCCUUCUGGGUCACCUGAUUCUUCUAUUCCCGGGGGCUGUGACCCUGUGGCCCUGGGCAGGGUGCAGGGCGAGUCUCCUUCCAGUGCCCCAGUUUCUUUUCUCCCGGUCACACCAGGCCAAGCCAGUCAGGGAAAGGGACACUCUUCAGCCUUCCCCAGUAGCUGCCUGGAGAUGGAGCUUCCUGUGUUCUAGAACUCGGCGUCCAGCCCCAUUAGGGCCUGGGUCCUCAUCACUGUUCAGGUUUCUACCAAACUUGGCCUCUUCUCUGCUUCUCUGGAAGUGUGGCUGCCCGGACUGAUCCCAGCUGGAAGCAGUCAGGCUGGAAGCAGCCCUGAGGCCUUGCCCUCCAAACUCCACACCCUAGAGUUGCUUGCCAAUAAAUCUCUC
Molecule: messenger RNA, 4062 nt
Organism: Nycticebus coucang (slow loris)
Lineage: Eukaryota; Metazoa; Chordata; Mammalia; Primates; Lorisidae
Gene: CIMAP1D
Product: outer dense fiber of sperm tails 3 like 2
Exons: 4
Coding region: 2684-3517 (277 amino acids)
Cellular component (GO): cytoskeleton; cytoplasmic microtubule
Source: RefSeq, a predicted model, not a curated record